UUCGAUGAAAUUGAACAUAAUGAAUUGACAACUAGUAAUGAAGUAGGACAUGGUUAUGAAGAUAUUAAUGAUAGUUUAAAUAGUGUAGCAAAUGAAGUAAAUGAAAAUAUUAAUGAAAAUUUAAAUAACACAGAUGGUAAAGAUGGUGUUUUAGAAUCUUUACCUAUAGCACUUUGUAAAACAUGUCAAAAUUUAAAUAAGUAA
This is a messenger RNA of Cetraspora pellucida, 204 nucleotides long. The record is from the annotation of a GenBank genome assembly. NCBI's taxonomy places the organism in Eukaryota, Fungi, Glomeromycota, Glomeromycetes, Diversisporales, Gigasporaceae.